AAGAAGAAGAAGGAGCAGAAGAAGAAGAAGAAGCAGUGAGGCAUCAGAAACAUAACAUAGUUAGCUACACACGGCGAAUAAAGAUAUUUGACUGACCACAACACCUCCUCAUUGAGGCAGGAUGCCUCGUUAUGCGCAGCUUGUGAUGGGCCCGGCGGGGAGCGGGAAGAGUACCUACUGCUCCACCAUGGUCCAGCAUUUAGGGUCCCUAAACCGCUCAGCUCAUGUGGUGAAUCUGGACCCAGCAGCUGAGCACUUUGACUACCCUGUCAUGGCAGAUAUCCGUGAGCUCAUCCAGGUGGAUGAUGUAAUGGAGGACCCUUCUCUCAGAUUUGGCCCCAACGGAGGACUGGUCUUCUGCAUGGAGUACUUCGCCAACAACUUUGACUGGCUAGAUGAAAGCCUGGGUCAUGUAGAGGAUGACUACAUACUGUUCGACUGCCCAGGUCAGAUUGAACUUUAUACACACCUCCCUGUAAUGAAGCAGCUGGUGGAGCAGCUCCAGCAGCGGGAGUUUCGGGUGUGUGGGGUCUUUCUGGUAGACUCCCAGUUCAUGGUGGAGUCUUUUAAGUUCAUCUCAGGAGUCAUGGCUGCCCUGAGUGCCAUGGUGUUAUUAGAGAUCCCUCAAAUUAACAUCAUGACAAAAAUGGACCUGCUUAGUCCCAAAGCCAAGAAGGAGAUUGAGAAAUACCUGGACCCAGACAUGUACGCAAUGAUGGAAGAUAACUCGGAUAACAUCACAAGCACAAAGUUCAAGAAUCUGACUAAAGCCAUCUGUGGUCUGAUUGAAGACUACAGUAUGGUAAGAUUCAUGCCUUUUGACCGCAGCGAUGAGGAAGGUGUUAACAUAGUACUGCAAAAUAUCGACUUCGCUAUACAGUAUGGAGAGGACCUGGAAUUUAAGGAGCCAAAGGAGGCCGAUGAAGACCCUGAUGACCUAAAUUAUGAUGAGGCUUUUCAAGACAAAGUGGACAGCUGAGGAUUAAAGUGACUCCAGGAAUUCUGCAAAAAACAGACUACAGUUGAACAAUAAAUCAUUUGCGGCUCCUGCAGAACCAGAAUAGCAUGUGACUGCAAGGACAACAACAAAAGACUGACAGAAGAUCAUGAACACCUUGUAUCGUUUAUGUGUAUACGUUUUUGUUCCUGUCCCUUUUUUUUUUUGAAGAUAUUUGAGAUUUUAACCCAUUCAUGUUUCAUUAUUUUCGGGUCAUGUUUAAUUUUAAAGAGUUGUUAAUAAAUACAU
Messenger RNA from Anoplopoma fimbria (sablefish), 1246 nucleotides. RefSeq names its product GPN-loop GTPase 3 (gene gpn3). Gene Ontology annotation, molecular function: GTPase activity. NCBI's taxonomy places the organism in Eukaryota, Metazoa, Chordata, Actinopteri, Perciformes, Anoplopomatidae. The coding region runs from base 122 to 979 and encodes 285 amino acids. The record is from RefSeq and is a predicted model, not a curated record. The transcript has 8 exons.